Molecule: messenger RNA, 3780 nt
Organism: Styela clava
Lineage: Eukaryota; Metazoa; Chordata; Ascidiacea; Stolidobranchia; Styelidae
Product: protein SYS1 homolog
Biological process (GO): Golgi to endosome transport; protein localization to Golgi apparatus; Golgi to plasma membrane protein transport
Cellular component (GO): Golgi membrane; trans-Golgi network
Source: RefSeq, a predicted model, not a curated record
CUCUAUUGUUACGUAAGAUAGACAUUGGUUGCUGCAAUUUUUUGGUCUGAGCUACCAUGUACGUUGCAGUGAUGGCCAUUGUCCAUCCGCAGGAUUCGAACCUGCGAACCCACGCAGAGUAAUUAGAGGUGCGGUGGCGAGCGUAUUCCUAACGCCUAGCCCGUUGAGCCAUACCGCCGCGCACCACCUCACUUUCUUUUUUCGUAAAGAAUGCAAUGUAAGGGGUUUUCCCUCUAUUUAGAAUGAACGCGUAUUCGGUUAUGACGACUCGUUGUGCAACCAAUUUCUCUAUUUAACUACUAACUAGUUACCUACCUAUGUAUGUAAUGGCCAUGGUACAACAAUGGCCCAAAACAAGUUUUAAUAGGAAUGAUAGCUCAAAUAUCAGGAUAGCCUAUAUCGUUCGUAGACGGCUGAUUUUUCUAAUCGUACGGUAAUAAUGCCCGCACCACUGUCAGACUGUACCGGUACUAGUGUACUACCGGUCUACCGGUACAUCUCGCCUCUCGGUAGGUACCGGUACCGUACCGUAGGUACCUAAUCGAGUUGUCCGCCUACCCUACCAACAGCAACAUGUCUUUGUGUUAUCAUAAUAUUGUUAAAUCGUUAAUGCAGUAGUGCAGCGGUUCCCAAACUAUGGGUCGCAAGAGGAAUCUCAGUGGGUCGUGAAAAGAUGUAGAAAGCUUUGAUCAAUUAUACCGGUACUGGUUAUUAGGAUCGGUGGCAAAGCAAAUUUAAAAGCAAAUUUCAAAAUAAACUGCAACUUUUCAAUUUUUUAUGUCUAAAACUAUCUGAAAUUGAAAUAAAUGUCAAGUCUAUUAUGGAAAAUAGCAAGAAACAAUCUCAUCUUUCUCACUAGCUUCACUGAAAAUUCAAUUUGAGAAAUUAAAUUUGUUUCCUCCAUUAAUGUUUUAUUAAUUUAUUAAAGUUAAAUGGGUCGCCAUAAGCUGUGGUAAAAAAUAGUGGGUCCCAACGCUAAAAAGUUUGGGAACCACUGCAGUAUUGUGUUGAAUGGACAAAAUAACAUAACUCUGAGCUGUGGCUAAGAGUUAUAAAUGAAAGUACCGGUAACGUACAUCCGUAGUUUGUUAUUCUGAGUGGUUUGAUCAUCACAACACUCUGACACUACAGCACUAGCUGUCAAAUUGACUUUGAAUUACGGGAUUGACAUCAUUCCUAAAGUUUUAAAGGCUGUUGUUGAUUUAGAAUGAUUGCCGGCGCGACCAUCCGCAAACUUUGGAGGGCGGUAUUACGUCACUGCGACUUUGCAGUGAUGUAAUUUUUGGACGACUUAGUCAGAAGGGGGUUAGGAAUGACAUAUGCAAAAAUUGCUGAGCCAGGCUAACUAGAAGUACGUGUGGCGUGUACUUCAAGAGACCCGAAACGAACCCUUAAUAAGACACUUUUUAUAAGUUUUUUUUUUAAUUUUUCAUGCAUUUAUUUUCCUGAAAGAUAUACUUUUUUACCAGUUGAAAGAAUUAAAUUUACUAUGGCUGACAUGUCAGAACUGUGGAUACUAACUAACUAAACUUUAGCCCAAGAAUUUCAUUCCAGAUACUGGUACCUAAUUUUCAGAAUUAAAGAUUGUAUGGGCAUAAUUGUUCGGCUGAGAACUUUGUGUACAGGAUUGAUAAAGUGUUUCUGCAGUGUUCACCUAUAUCAACAACUGUCACAAGGAAAAAGCAAAAUGGCUGGACGAUUUCGGAGUUAUGUUUGGGAUCCGAUGUUAAUUAUCUCACAGAUGAUCGCUCUGCAAUGCAUAUUUUAUUUAACUUUGGGACUUAUCACUGCAGGAUUUUUGGCAAUGGCUGGCUACUAUCCAUCAUUGAGAUAUAUUUUUGACUGGCAAUCGGUGCACUUUCGUUCAAGAGAAAAUCAAAUUGUAAUGGUCACUCAUAUAUUGAACUCAUUAUGUGGUGCAAUAACUCUGUGGUUUAUUAUUCAAAGGGCGAAACAAUGUUUAGACUUUACAUGCACACUUCAUUUGUAUCAUUUAAUUAUUUGUUGGGUUUAUACGAGUCAUUUUCCAGCAAGCCUCUCAUGGUGGCUCAUACAGAUAGUCUGUAUAGUUUUGAUGGUUGUUAUCGGUGAGUACCUUUGCUUCCGAUCAGCAAUGAAAGAUAUUCCAGUAAUGGGUUCAAGGACUGAAGUAUGAUACGAAAAAAAUAUUUCUAGAGGAGUAAAUAUUUGCACUAGAAUACACUGCACAACAUGAUGUUAUGCAUAAGCAAAAUGGGCUAUGUAUUUUAUGGCGAUUGACAACUUUUCAAUAUGAUAACCUGAACAGUGUUAUUAUUCAUAUCUUGUGAAUGCAAUGGCUUAAUAAUAUCACUUUCUUAGGUGAUUCCAGGGCGAUAUCUCUUUGUAUUUCAUUGAUAUUUCAGCCAAACUUUUUAGUUUUAAACAAUAGUGGGCUUUUUGUUCAAUUACUACUCAAAAGUUAUAUAUUUAAGAAGUUCCAAAGUAACAGAAAUAUCAGUAUUGUGCUUGUAAGGUCCAAAAUUUUACGUCUAUUCAGGAGUUUAAAAAUAGGGAUUGUUUUCGACUAGAAUUUGAUAUAAUUGCCACAAAAUAAAUCUUGUUAGGUAAUCAAUUUCAUCUAUUCUCUAACUAAUAUUUAAAGAGCUUAAAUAUUACAUGAUGGGUAUUUAAUUCAUAUACACAUCUGAUUUUGUUGACUUGUUCAAAUUGCUUUAUAUUGUAUUUUCAGGAAGAGCUCUGUAAUAUGCCAAGCCUAAUUAUAAAUGUAGGAGGGCAUUGGAUAUAACAGGCAUUUCAGUUCAUUUUUUAAUUCUUAGCAUAGGCAAAGUCAAACAAACACCAUUCAACUUUGGGUUCCUGUAUUUACUUUAUUAAACCAACAAUUGUUGCCUCAAUGCAAUAUGCUUGGAAUUUUACAACCACAAUUUAUAAUAUUGCUGCCUUCAUGCAUAACCCAUUGUUUUAGAUGUUGAUUUUCUAAUCUAUGUCUAAUAACUCAUAAUCAACAUUUGAUAUUCUUAAAUGAAAUAUUUUUCAUUAGGAUAGGCUUCAUAUAUUGUCAAUAUCAUUUUAGAUUUGUCUGGUUUAUUGAAUUUCAAUUAUCAAUUCGGAAUAUGGAUGAGCUAAAUAAAAAAAUCAUGCACUGCCUAUCAAGUCUUCUUUAUUCAUUAAAUGAGGUAUUUUCCAUUACCCUCUCAAUUAUGGGACAAUUUGAAUAUUUGCUUUUCAUCAUAACAAUCCAGUUUCUUACUCUAUGCUGAAAAUUAAUGGCUUUGUCUGAUAAGGAUCGAGUUGAACGAAGGGGAUUUUGAAUAUGAUCUGAUAUACAAUUGCUACAUUAUUGCAUGACAGUGUGUUCUUGUUAAUGUGUAACACUGCUGAUUAUUUACAAUUGUAUUAUUAGAUUGUGUGCCAAAAUGAGAACUUUUAUUCAGAUGUAAUACUCACAAAUUCUUUUUCAAAUCUCUGAGAGAAAUUGGUUUAAUAAAUGCGAUUUCAACUCAGAUAUUACCCCUAUGGUGACACAUGGCACCAUCAGUUUAGAAUUCUUACAAAUUCAUUCCGAUUUUGCUUUUAGAAUAUAUCAGAAUAUGUCUUUUUAGAAUUAUAGUAAUAGUUUCAGUGAAUGUUUCUAUGUUAGAUUGGUAGCGCAUAUAUAGACAUAGAUGUUUCACAAUCCUCCAAACUAAUAUUUUAGUUGACUCUUUGCCCAUUUUUUAGUCCUGCCCUUUGUGCUUGUUGUCAACUGUGACUUGAAACCUUUCUUUUUGGAUGAAUUUUUUUAUUUAUUUAUGAUAG